UCCAACAAUACCAACAAACACAUAACCAACACUUUAACAAACCGCCAAAAUGCAGUUCAAGCUUCUUACCGCCGUCACCACCUUCCUGGCCGCCUCUUCUGUCCAGGCCGCCAUCGCGCCCUCUGACAUCGUCAAGACCCUCGAGACGGUCACUGACCUGUCUAGCGACACCAAUGAUAUCGCAAAGACCAUCACCAACCCGGUUCAGAUCUUCACGGCCGUCCCUAAAUUGAUCGGUAGCUUCAAGGACAUCAUUGGCACUGUGACCAAUGCCAUCAGCAUGCUCGGUGAUCUUCCCGAUGACCCUAAGUUCCCCGAGUCGGGCCAGAGUGAAAUCUGCGAGGCCUUCACUGGCUUCGUCAAGGUUCACCAGAACCUGCUUGAGACCAUCAUCGGAAAGGAGGGCCUCCUCUCCAACACCCCCUUCACCGCGCCCAUCGCCGCUGUCCUCCGUGUUCUCGAGAACAUCGUCGACAAGGUGGCCUUUACCAUUAUCGGCACUGUUCCCACCUGCGCCGACGGUGCCAAGAAGGAUCUCCAGGAUCUCGACGAGACUCUGGGCAAGACCAUUGACACCUACUCUUAAAUGGGCCCUUGCAAAAGAUGCGAGCUGGCUUUGCUGAGUUGAUGUGAUGCGACGGAGUGCAUCGAGGUAGAGCUAUACGGCUUGGGGCAUCAUGACUUAUGAAAUCGGUGAGAACUGGAGGGAAGGACUAUGUUACGCUUUCUUGCUCUUGAUCCAAGAGCUUCUAAAUUGACUUGUUUCUGGAA
Molecule: messenger RNA, 771 nt
Organism: Fusarium vanettenii 77-13-4
Lineage: Eukaryota; Fungi; Ascomycota; Sordariomycetes; Hypocreales; Nectriaceae
Exons: 3
Coding region: 50-586 (178 amino acids)
Source: RefSeq, a predicted model, not a curated record